Molecule: messenger RNA, 7075 nt
Organism: Osmerus eperlanus (European smelt)
Lineage: Eukaryota; Metazoa; Chordata; Actinopteri; Osmeriformes; Osmeridae
Product: granule associated Rac and RHOG effector protein 1-like
Exons: 14
Coding region: 2075-5389 (1104 amino acids)
Biological process (GO): Rac protein signal transduction
Molecular function (GO): CCR4-NOT complex binding
Source: RefSeq, a predicted model, not a curated record
ACAAACAUUGUAUAUAAAGACAGAGGUUAUUUAUACUAAUCUAUAGAAUACACCCAUGGCUGUUAAAUGUACAAAAUGUAUCUCUGUCAGGGUUGAACAUCGUGUCGCAGAGCUUUGCUAGUAGUGACUGCUAUCAAGUGCUCGCUAGCUAAUGCUAAUUGUAGUCGAUUAGUACGCUAGUAGUUGGCUAGCUAUCAGUAGCUUGGCUCAAUUUUGUAUGAUUAGUCGAACUAGCUAGAAAUGUUAACCCAACUGCUUGGUUGGGUGCGUGUUAGUGUCAACCAGAGUGUGUAGGCUAUGCACACGUCUGUGUUGUAACAACCAUGGUUAAAUCGGAACCCAUUUAAUUUUACUCUAUUUCUGUGGUACUACUGUAACGUACCCAACUAGCUAAAUUAUCCGGGAACAUUUGUUACCGGCGUUAAAAGGCCAUAUUCAAAGCUAUCAGUUGUAUGCGAAAUAGUGUGCCAGUGCCAUCCCGGGAGUUUUGGAUUGCAGAGAUGGUCGUCUGUUUCGGCAUGGUAGCUAUCAAACGUUAUUCUGUUCUCCUUUGGAAGUGUGAAACAUAACAUACAUUACGUGUGUCCCGUUUCAAAAGUCUUGGCUAGUGUAAAGUGUGCGGUAUAUGAUUAUCAAAACAGUUUAACUGCAAUUUGCGGGUCUGUGUACAUGUCAAGUGCUGUAACAUCGGCUCAUGGGUGUGGGCACUCUGGAACUUCCAGUGGAGUGCCCGUGAACCUUAAUUUCCAUCAUCGUCGAGCAUUGAUUAUUAGACGUAUGUGCAGAAACGCUAAAAUGUUCAGAAUUAGGUUAGUUACCAAAUUUAACAACGAAAUACCAAAACAACAUCGGUACAUCAACUCAAAUGAUCUUUUCAGCUGCAUGGAGUUUCGAUGAAACUGGCAGACUGCGCUUGCGGGGAUUCCUUUGCACCUUCCUGCUAAAUAGUGAUCGGAUUCAUAAAUAUCACCUAGCCAACUAAAGAGCCGCUAGCUCGCAAGCUGAUAACCAAAUGUUUCUUGUUCGUCUGUGCAUUCAUAAUUCCCAAUAUACUGGGUAUAGAAUACAGGAAAUGACCUAGAGGCCUUACAGAUACAUUUGUGCUUUGUCGCUCUGAUCUGCGUCUGUGGAGAAAGCGAGACCUGGAAGCACAUUUGUUUCCGCGUUGACUAAUAACUACCUCAGCCAGCCAAAGGAAACGAGGAGGAGGCCGCCACCGUUUCCCAGCCCAGAACUAUCAGCUGGCCUCCACAACGUGCCCCCCCACCCCUCCCCACACAAACACACACACAGUCUCGCUGAAGAGGACCUUUGACGGACCGGUUCUGUCGGCCCUCGACCUCACGCACACUCACGCGGAGGGAAGCGCAAAGCCCCCGCAGUCCCUGGAGCCCAUUAGUAGUUCAUUUUAUUUUACUUGCUGUUGAACAGUGUUGCAUUUUUCCAAAACUUCAUUUUGUUUUGCCUACAGCUUUUAAAAAAAAGAUUUUCUAUUUUUAUUAGUAGUGUGUGUGUGCUAGUAAACUUAUUUAUAUAUAUAUAUAUAUGUGUGUGAAGAAGAACUAUAUGUAUAUACUUUAUCUCUUAUACAAAGGAGGAUACAAUUUUUUUGCUUCCAUUUGAAGGAUAAGUAAUGCACUUUGAAACUUCUGGGCUGCGGCUCUACUUUGAAUGAGAGUCAGCUGAAGUGUCUAUUUUUUCCCCACUUGGUAGCUCAUCGACCCUUGACUCCUUUGUGAAGCUGAAAAACCGGAACUUAAAGUUGCGUCAUAUUUGCCGGUUUCGUUUGCUAGGACUGUUCCAUCAUAAGCUGCAGCAGGGCUGCACGUCAACGUUGGACGAGCAGGUCUUGAAGCCGCCACCCCUCCCUCCCAGUUGUCUCUCAGCAGCUCCUGUACAAGGCACAAUGAGAUGAUCCUCUGGCAGAUGGAACCCUUAAGCUGUCUUUUUACAUAACUUGAAAAAGUUCCAGGACUGUAGGGUUGGGUCGUAUUUUUUGGUGCGUUUUCUUUUUGAGAGAGUGCGAGCUUAGUGGCUGGCAAAAACGGGUGUUUCCUGAGGCGGCCCGCCACUUAUGUAUUGUUGCAGCGCACAGGAAAGUAAAAUGGACUACAAGCGGCGCUUUUUGCUCGGCGGGUCCAAGCAGAAAGUGCAGCAGCACCAGCAGUACCAGAUGCCUGAGCUGAGCCGGACCCUCAGUGCCCCCCUGGCCUCCACCUGCUCGGCCCCCUCUCCCAUGCCCCCUGGGGUGGCCAUGCCUGGCAGCUGCCACUCCGCUCCCAAUGCCACCACGGCUGUGGCCGACAUCCAGCAGGGCAUCUCCAAGUAUCUGGAUGCGCUCAAUGUGUUCUGUCGGGCCAGCGCCUUCCUCACGGACCUGUUCAGCAGCGUGUUCAGAAACUCUCACUAUUCCAAAGCAGCUAUGCAACUGAAGGACGUGCAGGAACACGUCAUGGAGGCGGCCAGCCGUCUGACUGCAGCAAUAAAGCCUGAGAUAGCCAAGAUGCUGAUGGAGCUGAGCGCCGGGGCCGCUAACUUCAAAGACCAGAACGACUUCAGCCUGCAGGAUGUGGAGGUGCUGGGCCGCUGCUUCCUGACUGUGAUGCAGGUUCAUUUCCAGUUCCUGUCCCAGGCCCUGCAGAAGGUCCAGCCCGUGGCCCAGUCCUGCCUGGCAGAGGCCCUGGCCCAGGCCCAAGAGCGCCGCACCAACGCCCGCUCCCAGAGCACGGGCCCUGGGCCCCUCACUGAACUGGAGGAGGCCUCUCGCUCAUGGAAGGGUGCAGCAGAGGCGACAGGGCGGCUGAGGGAGAGGGGUCGGGAUGGCUGCCUGGCAGGCCUGCAGGUGCAGCAGCUCUUCUGCUCCAACAACAUCACCAUCCCCGAACACCAACUGAAGGAGCUCAACAUGAAGACAGACAGCGCCUUACAGGCUUAUAAAGCAGCGCUAGAAAGCCUUGGCCACAGUGAGUAUGCACUGAAGGCUGGCUUUCACCUCAGUCCCAAAUCUGUGGAGUCAGCUUUGCAGGGCUGCUGCAGCGAGGCUGAGGCCCAGCAGGCCGGCAGGAUGCAGACCACCUCCCAGCCCAUUCAGUGUGAACUGCCCACCAUCCCAGUUCAGAUCGGUUCCCACUUCCUGAAAGGCGUGUCCUUCAACGAGUCAGCAGCUGAGAACCUCAAACUGAAGACGCACACCAUGUUGCAGCUCAUUAAGGAGGCGGUGGGCCAGAACGGCGUGACUCCCAGAGACGACUCCCCCGUCACCGAGGUCCUCAACCAGGUGUGCCCUUCCAGCUGGAGAGGGGCCUGCAAGACCGCUGUGCAGCUACUGUUCGCCCAGGCGGGGCUGGUGGUUGUUGACACGGCACAGAUUGAGAACAAGGAAGCCUACGCUCCCCAGAUCACUCUGGAGGGAACCAGGGUGGUGGUCCAAGUGCCCUCCACUUGGUGCCUGAAGGAGGAUCCGGCCACCAUGUCCCUGCUGCAGCGAAGUCUGGACCCGGAGAAGACCCUGGGGCUGGUGGAUGUCCUCUACACCGCUGUCUUCGACAUCAACAGGUGGAAGGAGAGAAAGGAGCAGGCCCUGCCCACCAUCCAGAUGCAGCUCCAGCGGGAGAUCCCAGACUAUGGCGUGCAGGCUGACCUGCCUUCCGGCAACGGCUCGAAAGCCUCCAGCGGCCUGCCCAAGACCAUCUCCAAACUCACUUCCAAGUUCACCAAGAAAGCCUCUUCCAGCUCGGCAGGGAGCGGGGGCAGCUACUCCAUCCCCAGCACCCCGUCUCGCAGCUCGCUGGCGGCCGGCAGCGCCGAGGACAAGCAUAAGAGUCUGGGCCAGGCUGACGGGAGGCUGCAGAGCAUCCUGCAGAUGGGGAGCCUGUCCGGGCCCCCCGACCCCGGCCAGCCCCAGCUGGCCAACGGCUCGGUGUCGGACGACCAGGGCAUGAACCUGCCCACGGACCAGGAGAUGCAGGACGUCAUCGACUUUCUCUCAGGAUUCAACAUGGGCAAGUCCCAGCAGGCCUCCCCGCUGGUCAAGAGGAGGAACUCGGUGGCGUCCGCCAACGCCGCCGAGCUGAAGCCCCCCUCCGGAGCCGCUCCCACCGCCCAGGCCGUCUCCCACGGUGCCCUGCAACCCCCCUCCCAGAGCCAGCCCCCGCCCCAGCUGCCUGUACAGAAGCAACAGCAGACCCAGCAGCAGCAGCAGCAGCAACAACAACAGCAGCAGCAGCAGCCCCCACAGCAGCAGCAGCCCCCUCCUCAGCAGCAGCCCUCCCAGCAGACCCUGCAGUACUAUCAGCAUCUCCUACAGCCCAUGGUUCAGCAGCAGCAGCAGCCUCCGCCACAGCUGCCCAAUCAGCAGCCCCCGCCCCAGGCCCUGCCCCAGCAGAGAGUGCCAAGCAAGUGGUUGGGCGGCCCCAGCCAGCAGCCCCCUCCUCCUGCUCCCCAGGGCCCCCAAGGAGGGCUUUCCCCUCUGGGGCCCAUCGGCCAGUGGGGCUCCCCUGGCCUGCCAGACCUGAGCUCUGACCUCUACAGCCUGGGCUUGGUCAGCACCUACAUGGACAGUGUCAUGUCUGAGAUGCUGGGCCAGAAGCCUCAGGGGCCCCGCAAUAACACCUGGCCUAACAGGGACCAGAACGAGGGGGUGUUUGGAGUGUUGGGAGACACCCUGCCCUUUGACCCUGCAGUCGGGUCCGACCCAGAGUUUGCGCGCUACGUCGCCGGGGUCAACCAGGCCAUGCAGCAGAAACGACAGGUGCAGCACAUCCGUCGGCCCGGCAACGCCCGCGGAAACUGGCCCCUCCCCGACGAGCAGCACAGGACUUGGUCACACCCAGAGUACUACAGUGAAGGGGAGGCGGUCAACAGCAGCUGGUCAGCCAAUCAGGGGGAUUCCGCCAGCUCCAGUGAUGAGACGUCCUCAGCCAAUGGGGACAGCCUCUUCUCCAUGUUUUCUGGGCCCGACCUUGUAGCAGCCGUUAAACAAAGAAGAAAGCACAGCUGUGGGGAGCAGGAAGUGUGCACCCUCCCCUCCCCUCCCCUCCAUCACUUGGCAGAUGAAAACAACCAGGACAGCAAGACAAAGACCUGGCCACCAAAGGCGCCCUGGCAACACUCGGCCCACACCAACACCAUGCCCAAUCCAAGCUCUUCCUUGUACCAGAUGAACAUCCCCUCCUCCCAGUGGGGCGACUCCAUGCAGAUGUUACAGUCUCCAGUGUGGUCCACUGCCAGCGACUGCUCCCCCUCCACAGGCAUCUCCUCCGGCUUCCCCUACACCCAGCAGCAGCAGCAGCAACAGCAACCGCAGCAACAGCACAAACCCAUCAGCAAGGGCUUCAAAUCCUUCCCCCUCAAACACGAGCACAGGCCCUCCUACCUGCACCAGUACUGACGUGACCCAACGACCCCCCCAAGGUGAUGGUGCAGUGGGCUGGUAAAAAUACCCGUGGCUGCAUUUGCUAAGCUAACAUCAAAGCUGCGACCGUUGGUAAUGAAAGCGCCUGUAAAUCGGAGAUGGUAAUAUUUGUUCUACUAAGGCUAAAUUUAAUUGUAAUACUCAAUGGCUUGACAUUUUAUAAGUAUUUUUCAAGUUCAGAAGUUUCCAUUUGAAAACGGACAUGUUGUAAACUGCCAUGUAAGCUGUGAGCAAUGCAUGUUUCAUGCUGAUAGUGUUUAGUCCAGCAGUCGUGUCUAUGGCUAAUCAGUUCCCUGCAGUGUUCUCCUCAGACGAGAGCUUGAGAGACACAGUCAUCACCCACUUUGCUUCUGCAGCUGAAAACAUGUAAGGGAGAGGGUCAUUGGGGUCAAGAGGGGGUGCUUCAGUUUAGCCCAUAAUUAUAUACUGUGUCUACUUAGUUGUAACUGCCAAAUGUCAUGUAAGAUGACUCAGACUACAGCUACUAUCUACUGUUCCAUAGCUUGUAAAUUACUGAAGUUGAAUUAUAAAUAAUUUUCUUCUUUUUAUUAAGAGGCUUUGAGCAGGCUCAGCAUAAAUAUAAUAAUCAUUGCAGAGGUGUGUAAUUUGAGAGUACUACACUACUUUUUCAACAACUGACAAGAGUAAAAGUUAUAACUAACUAUGUGCCAUGUUGGUAUUAAUAGCACUUGCAGAAUAUUAUUUUCCAACCAAAGCGUUGUUCAGAAGAUGAAUGGUGCUUGAGAGAUAACAAAUGAUCUGAGAUUAUUGAUCACAAGGAAAGUGACAUGCCCUAGUGUAAAGUCUUUAUGAUCAGAAGCGCAUUCAUUUCCUUUUUUUCAUUGAUUGGCAGUUUGCUUCAGAAUGACACUAACUCCAAAACCUUGCUAACUCUUGUUUCUUUGAAAUACAAUAUUUUUCUUGUACAAAUAUUGACAGUAUUAAUCUUAUUUUUGUAUUUUCUUACACAUUAUUACAUACCAUUACUGUAUCUUAGUAUAAUAUAGGCAUAUUACAUAAAACAUUAUUUUUUUCCCAAGAUGUGAAAAGCACAUUUUUCUUUACUACAGAGUUAAUCUACACCAUAUAUCUAUAAAGGUUACCAAAUAUGCCAUUAUAAACACUAAAACAUUGUGUGAUUAGGGUAUUUUGAGCCCAUGUUUAUUCAGUUUCUAUGGCUAUGGGCUGUAUUUAAAUGCCCAGAAUGUUAACUUUUUGUGAUGUUUGCGGAUGCCAAUGUUGCCUGUAUUUAUGAAAUGACACCAUGUUUUCUGAAAACUAACAUACUUACCAUGUUUACAGAGAAUCGUUUGCUGUAUAUACAUAUACAUAUAUAUCUUUUUAUAGUUCUGUGCUUUGCACAAUCAAAAUAUAGGGUUUGUUGCUUUUUGUCUGUGUUAUCUCCCGAACUGUUGCAGCCUUUUUUAAAGACAUCUUUAAAGACCUUGGACUGUAACUGUUAGCAUUUCUCAGCUGUGUCAAAUGGUUUACUAGUGGCUUCUACAAAAAAAAAAAAAAAGUACCCUGAUAGAAGAUAUGAAGGGGGAUUGCUUGGCUUAUGUUGCUUAUUGUUCUCUUGAGCUGGCAACUGAAUCUUUCCAAGUGUACCAGCAAUGCAAAAACAAACAAACAAAAAAAGAAUAAAAAUUACUAGCAAUUUAA